Molecule: messenger RNA, 1969 nt
Organism: Drosophila subpulchrella
Lineage: Eukaryota; Metazoa; Arthropoda; Insecta; Diptera; Drosophilidae
Product: TATA-binding protein-associated factor 2N
Exons: 6
Coding region: 587-1873 (428 amino acids)
Source: RefSeq, a predicted model, not a curated record
GCCCGAGAAGCCGGAUUAAUCCGCGAUAAUUUCACAGGAGUGUUCUGCUGGGCAUUACGCAACAGACGCAUAAUUAACCCGCUUCUCGAUGAGACAAUCAAGGCGUUUUUCGGGCACAUCCUCUCUGUCAUUCUCCGAAAGCCAAACUGACCAUGAAACGAGAGCCACCAAGGUGUUGGAGCAGGCCAAGUGACAAAUCGACGUCCCAGCCCAGUCCAAAAAAAUAAAAAAAACUCACCGGGUGCCAACACCUUAGCCACGAGUGCCAGCGAACCACAGCCAUCAGCACAACCACCGAAAACCAAAACCACCUCUAAUAGCCACGAUGAUCCGGGGCUGGGAUCGCGGUUCAGUGCUCUCGGCUCGGGCAGAACCCAGAGCUUGGGUUAGAGUUGAAAUAAAUACGGAGCCAUCCGUUCCGGCCAGAUCAUUCGCGGUCUGACGCCAGUUCGAGAAGCUUUGGCUCGUUGUGAUACAGUGUGAACAGGAUAUCUUCGGUCUUACCCCCCAAAAUUGGAGAGGCACAUCGAGUGCCAGGUGCUAAAUUUGUGAUCGAUUCGGUGGAGCCAAGUGCAGCGGGGUCACCAUGCGUGCUAUUAUGUUGUUAUCCUGCCUGACCCUGCUCGUCUGUGUCCAGUCAGCAGUGACAGGACCUGAAGCUCGUUCAAGUGGGAACUCCAAGGAUCAGCAGCUGGCCACUGCGAGCGUUGGAAUCAUUGACUCCGUGCUCCGAGGAAAGAGCCGUCAAUCACGCUGCGUUAGAUGUUACGAGGAUCGGGAUAGGGAUCGGUACUAUAGCGGAUAUUCCAGUCGAACUGGCGACGAUAUGCGCGGCAGCAGUGCCUGGUACUAUUCCGGUUAUGAUGAUCGUAGCAGCAGCAGCAGGGAUCGGGAUUACGACCGUUACUACGAUCGCUCUCGUUAUUACGACGAUCGGUACACUCCCAGGACCUACGAUCGGUACGAGGGGCGUGGCUACGAAGAUUACAGAAGGGGAUCCGGCUAUGGAGGGUCCUAUGAUCGGGAGCGAGGUUAUGGUUACGACAACAGGGAUCGUUACUACGGUGGUGAUCGCUACAGCGAGGGGUCUUCAAGAGAUCGCUACAGCGAGGGGUCUUCAAGAGACCGCUACUACGAUCGCUUCAGGUCCGGCGGCUAUGAGCGCUACGAUCCGUACGAUCGCUACUACUCCAGGUAUGAUUUUCGCAACUAUCGCCCUUGGGAUGAGACCUACAGGGGCCAAUCCGGUUUCGAUAACUCCGGACGUGGCUAUUACUUUGCCACCGAUGAGGACGAAAGUGACAGGAGUCGAGGAUACGGAGGAUACUCCUAUGCCCGACCCUCCUCCUCGAUGAGUAGUUCACCCUGCGGCCGAAUCUCCGGAAAUUGUCCUUAUGCCGGCGGCUCCAAGGUCACCUCCUCGGCCAUUGGCAGCGACAGUUCGCGAGUGGGUGGCCACACGAAUGUCCUGGGCUCGGAGGGAGGUCCCGGCAGCUGGACCUAUCUGGGGGAUCAGGAGAAGGUCGGGGGCAGCAGCGGCAGCAGCAGCGGAUCUGGCGGUAGCAGCAGCAGCAGCAGCGGCAGCAGCAGCGGCUCAAGCGGCAGCGGCGGCAGUCGGGAGCGGGAACGGGAACGGGAGCGGGACAGGGAGCGGGAUGCACAGAGCUCUUCCUAUGGUGGCCGAGCACGUCCUCUAGGCGUCAGCUAUCUGCUCGAACGGGACGCGGACACUCCGUCGGAUGGAACAGGAAACACGGCGAGUGCCGCCGGAAAUGGUGGAGGCAACAGUGGUGGUGGUGCUGGUGGUCAGAGCAUGCCCAUCCCAGCUGCCCAGACAGCCGCCGAGGGAAGUUCGGGCUCGGCUGGCCAGUAACUGGACGAGGAGCCAGAACCAAAUCCAUAUCCCGAUCCAGGAACGGAUGCAGUGCAGCGGCUGGGAGGGAGGCCCACCCGGUGGGCGUGGCCGGGC